Hippocampus comes (tiger tail seahorse) is the source of this 1522-nucleotide messenger RNA. It is a transcript of the gene drg1, whose product is annotated as developmentally regulated GTP binding protein 1. NCBI's taxonomy places the organism in Eukaryota, Metazoa, Chordata, Actinopteri, Syngnathiformes, Syngnathidae. The transcript is spliced from 9 exons. Bases 161 to 1261 code for a protein of 366 amino acids. The record is from RefSeq and is a predicted model, not a curated record. Gene Ontology annotation, molecular function: GTP binding; GTPase activity.
AAUUCUCGCGAGAUUUACACCAGGAAGUGCACGCUGACACCGGCGUGGUAGCAACUAGCAAAGCGCUAGUCGCACGCCCUUUUAAAGUUUAGCCACGUUUGUUUGUCAUUUCUCCAACGUUUAUCGUGAACACGGAACUGCGACGCAAACUUCGGUCAUCAUGAGCAUACUCGCCAAAAUAGCAGAGAUUGAAAAUGAGAUGGCCAGGACGCAGCGGAACAAGGCCACCGCUCACCACUUGGGCCUGCUCAAAGCACGUCUGGCCAAACUAAGGCGGGAGCUCAUCACGCCAAAGGGAGGCAGCGGUGGCGGCACGGGAGAAGGUUUUGACGUCGCCAAAACUGGCGACGCUCGCGUUGGCUUUGUGGGUUUUCCCUCAGUGGGGAAGUCGACAUUGCUGAGCAACCUGGCGGGGGUCUACUCUGAGGUCGCCGCCUACGAGUUCACCACCCUCACAACGGUACCGGGAGUCAUUCGCUACAAAGGAGCCAAAAUCCAGCUUCUGGAUCUCCCUGGAAUCAUUGAAGGGGCCAAAGAUGGCAAAGGCAGAGGCAGACAAGUUAUUGCAGUGGCUCGAACUUGCAACCUCAUCCUGAUCGUGCUCGACGUGCUGAAGCCUCUCUUGCACAAGAGGCUAAUAGAACACGAGCUGGAGGGCUUUGGCAUCCGACUGAACAAGCAGCCGCCCAACAUCGGCUUCAAGAAGAAGGACAAAGGCGGCAUCAACUUUACCGCCACUUGUGCGCAAAGCGAGCUCGACGGCGACACGGUGAAGACCAUCCUGUCCGAGUACAAGAUCCACAAUGCCGACAUCACCCUCCGCAGCGACGCCACGGCGGAUGACCUCAUCGACGUGGUGGAGGGAAAUCGCGUCUACAUCCCUUGCAUUUACGUGCUGAACAAAAUUGACCAGAUCUCCAUCGAGGAGCUCGACGUCAUCUACAAGGUGCCGCACUGCGUGCCCAUCUCGGCCCACCACCGCUGGAAUUUCGACGACCUGCUGGAGAAAAUGUGGGACUACCUCAAGCUCGUGCGGAUCUACACCAAACCCAAAGGCCAGCUCCCCGAUUACACGUCUCCCGUCGUCCUGCCCGACCAACACACCGCUGUGGAGGACUUCUGCUUGAAGAUUCACAAGAACCUCAUCAAGGAAUUGAAAUACGCGCUCGUGUGGGGAUCGUCUGUCAAACACAACCCUCAAAAGGUGGGCAAGGACCACGUGAUGGAAGACGAGGAUGUUAUCCAGUUGGUGAAGAAGUAAUACAGGGGAGAAAUUUAUAUAUCUAUAUAAAUCUGUGUGGCAUCAAGUGCAUGGCUCCAGUAUCACAAAGGCAGACACAAUCCAGCUUCUGUGUCAUAUGCGUGUCACUAUUGUCUUAUUUUAAAAUGGAUGACAUGGAUGUACAUGUCACAUGGAAACACUUCAACACCAUGAUUAGUUCAUAUUGAAUAUUGGUUCAUGCUUGCAUUGAAAUGGAAACAAAAUAUCAAACAAUAAAAAAAAAAUCACAACUUUGAAAGA